Messenger RNA from Paramecium tetraurelia, 918 nucleotides. RefSeq lists its product as uncharacterized. The transcript has 3 exons. Gene Ontology annotation, molecular function: structural molecule activity; protein binding. Gene Ontology annotation, cellular component: nuclear pore outer ring; COPII vesicle coat. The record is from RefSeq and is a predicted model, not a curated record. Gene Ontology annotation, biological process: protein import into nucleus; COPII-coated vesicle budding. NCBI's taxonomy places the organism in Eukaryota, Ciliophora, Oligohymenophorea, Peniculida, Parameciidae.
AUACGAGUAGAACAGCCCAUCAAUUAGUAUAAUAAUCAGAUCGUGACAAAAGCGAAUCAAAAGUUACUGAUAAAAAAUGAUAAUUUAAAACAAUAAUUUUAUUUUGACUAUUUUAAACAGAAAGUAGCAUUUAUUACGAAUGAUGGCUGUGUUAAGAUCUACGACAUCAUAUAAACUAGGGAAGGUCAGAAGCAUGUUUAUAAUUGCGAAAUUGAGGCUCAUUAGGGAGAAAUCAGUUCUUUAUCGUGGCAAAGUCCUAAAAUGGACAAUCUGAUUGUCACAUGUGGAGAGGAUUAGACCAUACGAAUAUUUAAGGAAACUGGGAAGGUUUGGAGAGAAAUAUGCAAAAUAAACGAGAAUAAAAAUCCUUAUAUAGUAAAAUGGAUAUAAAACGAACUAAUUCUAGUAGUGGGAUAUUAUGAGGGGUACUUCGAGGUAAGACAAGGAGAGGACUUUAAAUGUGUUCAUAGUUUUGAAAUGUUUGAUCAAUUGAUUGAUUUCGAUUUACAGAUGAUGAAAUAAGAUGCCAUUCUUGUAUGUUCUGGACUCAUUGGCAAUUCAUAAUAUUUAUUUUAAAUGGAAACAAUAAAAUUUUAAGAUUAGAACAAAUUUGUGAAUAAAAAGAAACUUUAGUAUCAAUUACAACAGCAAAUUCAGAAUUUAAAGAUAGCUCCUUAUAUGAACAAUGGCGAAAUAAAGGUGGCUGGAUAAUUUUAGGAGAAUGCAGUGGUUAUAAACAUAGAAUACAACGAAGAGCUGGAUAAAACAAUUGAUAAACUGACAGACUAAUUAAUACCAGUUGAUUCAAAUUGUUGGCAAUUUGAGUGGUCCACCUUUGGUAAUGAGUUACAAGUAUAUACUGAAAGAGAAGUGAGAAUAUAUUAGUAAAACAUUGAUGAUAAAUUUGUGAUAUUAUGA